AUGGGGUCAGAGCAAGAAUACGCGUCCGCGUCUCCCAAGGGAGUAACGGUGGACGAGUUCUCUUCAGACGGACAAAACUCUGCAGUACUCGAGAAGAAGAAAGCACCAUGGUGGUCUUACAUCUGGGACUACGAACCAGGUCGGUCGCAGGAGGAACGCGUAUUCAUCCAGAAGCUCGACGUCUUCUUGAUAACAAUGCUGAGUUUCGGUUACUUUAUCAAAAACCUCGACCAGACGAACAUCAGCAACGCGUUUGUUAGCGGAAUGAAGGAGGACCUCGCAAUGAACGGAAACGAGAUCAAUCUCAUCGACACAGCAUGGACCGUCGGCUACGUCGUGGGCCAGAUCCCCUCGCAGAUCGUCCUCACCAAAGUCCGUCCGUCCAUCUGGGUGCCUUCGUGCGAGCUCCUUUGGACCGUCUUGACUUUCUGUCUGGCGGCGGCAAAGACCUCGAACCACGUCAUUGCCAUCCGCUUCUUCGUCGGCUUGGCAGAGUCAAUCUUUUACCCAGCCGCUCACACGAUCCUGGGCUCCUGGUAUAAGCCCUCCGAGCUCGGCAAGCGAGCCUGCAUCUUUCACGCCUCUUCGGCUGCGGCGAGCAUGUUCUCGGGCUAUUUGCAAGCUGGCGUCUAUAAGGGCCUCAACGGCGUCCAUGGGCUAGCAGGUUGGAAAUGGCUAUUUAUCAUGGAUGGAAUAAUCAGUCUGCCAAUUUGCAUUGCUGGAUACUUCUUCCUGCCCGAUCUCCCGGAGAAUACACGAGCGUUCUACUUGACUGAGAAUUUGCUCACAAUCACCCAGGACCGUCAACUAGCUCGCAGGCGGAUGGAGAGUGUCGGACGUGCUCCACGAACCAAAUUGGGCCGUUCUGCGUUCAAGCGUAUCUUUGGUCGCUGGCACGUCUACUUCCUAACCAUUCUGUACAUCAUCUUCAUCAACAUUGGGCCUUCCAGCAGUGUGAAUCCCUUCUCUCUCUGGCUCAAAUCCAAGGGCGAAUCUGUGGAGAAGAUUAAUAUCAUUCCAACGGCGGCUUCAGCCAUUCAAUUGGUCCUCACGGUAUCAUUCGCCAUUCUCUCCGAUGCGAUCCGCCAUCGCGCCAGCGUCAUGUCAAUUUCCACCUUCCUCGGUGGCUUCGCUGCCUUGAUCCUCGCCAUCUGGAACGUACCAGACGGGCUAAAGUGGUUUGCGUUCCUUCUCCAGCGUGCUUCCGUACCGUACGGACCACUCAGCAUGAGCUGGACCAACGAGAUCUGCGGCGCCGAUGCCGAGGAACGUGCUAUUGUCAUAGGAAUCAUGAACUCGCUAGGCUACGCCUUCAAUGCCUGGGUGCCAAUCCUGACUUAUCCUCAAGUUGAUUCGCCCAAAUUCAAAAAGGGCUUCAUCUUCUCGACUGUCGCUUUCGGUGCCCAAGCAUUAAUUACGGCGACAGUGGCCUUUUUAUACAAGCGAGACAAGAAGAAGGAGGGAAUCACGAAGAGAGAUGAGGAAGGUGUUACAGCGCCUGCCUCUGUCCCUAACGCCGAAUAA
Colletotrichum fioriniae is the source of this 1524-nucleotide messenger RNA. The record is from RefSeq and is a predicted model, not a curated record. NCBI's taxonomy places the organism in Eukaryota, Fungi, Ascomycota, Sordariomycetes, Glomerellales, Glomerellaceae.